AUGGCAACUUCGACAGCGUCGUCGUUCAGGAAGACGAGGCUGUCACAUGCGCAGAAGUCGGUGCUCGCCAUGUCCCGCGCCCAGUACCUUGAGGGGAUCCGCGCCACGUGGCCCGCUGACAAGCUAUACGUGGGAGUGUGCAUCUUCCGCAUGGACGCGCAUAGCUCACGGCCCUCGGUCUUGUUACUUCGACGGUCGGGUAUCCCUGAGGCGGCUUCGUACGCUAAUUCGCCUAUUGCCCCUAACUCUCCUACUACCACCAGCACCACCACUACUACUACUAUUACGACCAGCUUUAGUACCUCCCCCUAUUCUCGCUGGGGCCGCGAUGACUGCCAUGACAAGCAAUACCAGCAACUAGAUAGUAAUAAUAUAGAAAGGGAAAAGGAGAGAGAAGAAGAAAUGGAAAGGGAAUACAGGACUAGGCGCAGCGCGGGCAUGUGGGAACUCCCUGGGGGUAAGGUGCGCGACGGCGAUUUCUGCAUCUCGGCGGCUGUGGCGCGGCGCGUGGAGGAGCAGACGGGACUUCGUGUUGUGAGAGUGCUUGGGGCUCUGCAGGACGUGAGACGGGUUGCUGAGGUGCGGAUCCUGGACUGGGACGACGACGGUGUGGGCAUAUUUACCGCGGGCGGGAGUAGUAGUGGGAAUUUAUCCGUGCUAGACGGGGCGACGCUGACGUCGGCUACGGGAUCGCCUGGUAGUGGUAGUCUCGGAGGGAGUAGCGGGAAUGGGUAUGGGAGUGGGAGUGGGAGUGGGAGUAGUAGCAGCUGGAGCGGUGGUGCGGGCGGGAUAGGGGGAAGAGGAGCAGGCGGGUUCAGGGGCAGUAGUGACUCGUCGCAGUCGCGAAGGUCGCCGAUACAUAAUCCGCAACUGGUGCUACGCAAGGAGUAUCUACAGCUUAAUUACGCGGUGCUGGUGCAGAAUCACGAGGACUUGGCUGUGAAGUCGUCGGAGCAUGACGAGUUGGUGUGGGCGAGCUUCAGCCGUGCUGAGGCGCUGCCUAUGCCGGAGGAGCUGAGGACUGUUGUGCAUCAGGGGCUGGCGUUUGCGGGGGAGCAUUUGUUUUGAAGAGGAGUUGGGGGGGAGUGGAUGGUUUGGUUCACUUUGAUAUCUUGUCUUUAUGUUACUCUUCUGUCACUUACACAGGUAGUUAUGAUAUUAAGGGGUCUGGAUGUAUGUGGGAUUGGGUUCGAGAUGUUGUAUAUAGACGGCUUAUAUUAUCUAUCCAAAAGCCUUCCAUAUAAGUGAUCUAUCUAAGAGGU
Molecule: messenger RNA, 1262 nt
Organism: Daldinia decipiens
Lineage: Eukaryota; Fungi; Ascomycota; Sordariomycetes; Xylariales; Hypoxylaceae
Exons: 1
Coding region: 1-1068 (355 amino acids)
Source: RefSeq, a predicted model, not a curated record